Molecule: messenger RNA, 9296 nt
Organism: Acanthaster planci (crown-of-thorns starfish)
Lineage: Eukaryota; Metazoa; Echinodermata; Asteroidea; Valvatida; Acanthasteridae
Product: potassium channel subfamily T member 2-like
Biological process (GO): potassium ion transmembrane transport
Cellular component (GO): plasma membrane
Molecular function (GO): outward rectifier potassium channel activity; intracellular sodium-activated potassium channel activity
Source: RefSeq, a predicted model, not a curated record
AAUGGUCACUGAAUAAACACUUGCCAUUUGUGCACUGUGUAUUUAAAUCCGGAUCAUGUGAACCGUACUGUUGAGUGCAGGUGUGCAUCAAGAUGCAGUUGUAAGCACGAACUAUUAGCGGAGAAGAAAAAAACACCAACAACUGAGAGAUCAUUAUAGGGCAUCUCGAUGCUAGGCAACUGCGCUAGAACCCGUGAGGAACAUCACGCUUCUAGAUCCACACAGUCGUGUGCGAGUGUCGAGCUGUAUUUAGCUUAUAGGCACACGUGUAUGGACGGAUGGACGCAUUGUGGAUGGAACAAUUGAGUCAGGCCAGCGUCACUGCAGAGCGUGUGUGACAGCAGGAGAGGAGUGAGGCAGACACUGGAUAUUGCAUUGCUCGCUUCCUGGGUCGAGUGUCACAUUGGCUGCAGGUGGUGGUCAGAUAUCUGAUUAAUGCUGAGUAGUGCCCAGGAAGCAGUUGCCAGCUCUCAUCCAGCCCGUUUAAGUAUAGCAAUGCAGAGGGACAUUUUGGCUUCUCGGUUUAUGAUGAUGCUUUCCAAACAGAAACAGCGUCUCUGCCCUGAAACAUUCAGAUCGUAAAUAUACACUGUACACGGAGUGGAAUGUGGAUAUUUUUAUUCUGAGAAAAGUUGCUGGGUUGCAGAAAAGUACUGUGUGAGGAAUUUGUCUAGAUUUGUGUAGUUUCACAGUUCUGAAAUCUGCAUUUUGUGCUGUUUUGUUAUUCUGCCAGUGAGUGGCAAGUCAUUUAGCCUGACACUGUGGAUGUCCAGUCCGUGCCGCUGAACUCACACUAAAGAACACUGAACAUGGUGAAGAGCUUUAUUAAAGAGCCUGGAGUUUUUGUGUGGUUUUCACCAAGAUGGCACGACGUCGACAUAACAGCAUCACAAGAUGAGCUGGAAAAAACGCGCAGGAAUUCACCUCAAUAAGGAAGGCUAUCAAAACAUCAGUAAUUCUGUAAAACAAGAGAAGAAUUCUGUAAAAAAAAAAAGAAGAAAACAACAACAGAAAGCACCCAGAGUUAAUUGCCUGUGCUAGUAAUGACCCAUUAUUCACUGCUCUAAUUGCUGUUGGACUACAGUAAUAUUUUUGAUGCCCCGUUUGUGUCAAUUGGUGUGUGAACAGUUACUCAGUCCUCGUUGAAAUGUGUGUGUUCAAAAAUCUUUCGUUCGUGGUCAACAAGUUGCACGACUUCAGGCUAUGCAGGAAUGUGUCAUCUGAGGCCCAGUGGAUAAAUUAAACUUGGAAAAAUACGGUAUCAUCUAUAUGUACACGUUUCACAAAACACUGUCAUGCUUGGAUGCAUGUAUAGGAUUUAUUCAUUGAUGAGGACUGUCUCAAGGCUCUUCUUUACAUCAGCCAGCCAUUUUGGCCUCGGCGCCUCGAUGAUGAGGUCUUGACAUUGCGUGGCAGAGUUGGGCUAGGUGCGCGCUCAAAAUGGCCUCCGAUGCUCAGUACACAAGAAUGGUGAAGGUGUCGCCUCUUCACAAGGGACAAGAUUACAGCCGCCAGAAAUCGGAGCAAGAGGUGCGAGUUGAAUUCUUUGUGAAUGAGCAGUCUUUCAGAGAACGCCUUCAGCUGUACUUCAUCAAAAACAAGAGAUCAAGUGUUCGCAUUCGUCUCUUCAAUCUCUUUAUCAAGUUGGUAUCAUGUCUUCUGUAUGUCGUUCGCAUCCUGCUCGACACGUCACCAAAACAGGCAGGAAAAUUCGGUUUCUUGGACACAGCAGAGGUCACCCUAGGCACAGAUGCCACGUUCACCACCACGACCCUACCUCCAACCAUGUGCUGCAACAACGGCGACACUUACAUGAAGGAAGUGAAUUGGGCCCCCCUGAUUUGGGUCAACCGCAACCCGGUCCUCUGGGCUAUUCAACUCACCAUUGCCAUCAUAUCUCUUUCCCAAGCAUUGCUCCUCCUGUUUCUGCAGCACAAGGGCAGCCUUGUGCAGCAGGUUUGCACGGUCCAUUUUUUCCUGGAGUUGCUGAACACGGUGCCCUUUAUAAUCACGAUUUUUUGGCCCCCUCUACGGAACCUCUUCAUCCCCGUUUUUCUCAAUUGCUGGUUGGCGAAGGACCUGCUGCAAAAUUUGUUCAAUGAUCUUCAUCGGGUAAUGCAGAGACCGCAGUCAGCCUUAUCGCAGCAGUUGAUGAUUCUGCUCUGUACAAUCCUUUGCCUGAUAUUCACAAGCUGGAUGGGCAUCCACCACUUGGAGAGGGGAGACGGCAACGGGAUAAACAUAUUCCACGCGCUCUACUUCACCCUGGUGACGUUCUCCACGGUGGGCUACGGCGACAUCCACGUCGACAUCUGGCCCUCCCAACUCUUCAUCAUGAUCAUGAUUGGAGCGGCCCUGGUGGUCUUGCCCAUACAGUUGGAGAAGCUCGCCUACGUACUGAUCGAGCGGCAGAAGCAAGGGGGAACGUACAGCCAGCACCGGGCCGAGUCGGGCAAGCACGUCGUGGUCUGUGCCACUGUGCUGCAGUACGACCUAAUCACCGACUUCUUGAACGAGUUCUACGCGCACAACCUACUGCACGGCCACUAUGUUGUCUUGGUGUCACCGUGUGAACUGGACAAUUCUCUCAAAGCCCUGCUGCAGGUGCCGUUGUGGGCCCAGCGGGUCAUCUACAUACAGGGGUCAGUCCUGAAGGACCAAGACCUUAUCAGGUGCAGGAUCAAUGUGGCCCAGGCUUGCUUCAUUCUCUCUCCACGAAAUGUCAUGGAUAGAUCCGAAGCAGAUCAGCAGACCAUCUUGAGGACGUGGGCUGUCAAGGAUUUUGCUCCCAAUGUGCCCCUCUACGUUCAGAUCCUGAAACCAGAAAACAAAUUUCACGUUCAGUUCGCAGACCAUGUGGUGUGUGAGGAUGAAAUCAAAUAUGCGCUGUUGGCCAACAACUGCCUCUGUCCGGGGACCUCAACCUUCGUGACGUUGCUCAUACACACGUCCAGGGGACAGGAAGGUAGUGACUCUAGCUCACAGUGGCAACGUACUUACGGCCGAUGUUCGGGCAACGAGGUGUACCACAUUAAAUUGGGCGACAGCCGGUUCUUCGGAGAGUACGAGGGCAAGAGCUUUACCUAUGCAUCCUUUCAUGCUCACAAAAAAUACGGAGUGUCCCUGAUUGGCAUCCAGAAGCUGGAGGAGAACGCCAACAUCCAGCUCAACCCGGGGCCCCGUCACAUCAUGCGGGCCACCGACACCUGCUUCUACCUCAACAUCACCAAGGAGGAGAACUCGGCCUUCAUCCUGCGCCACCCCCGGGGUAGUGAGGACAAGGAGAAGGAGAAGAAGAAAGCAGACGGUGGAAAGAGCAGCAACUACGUGCCGCCGGCCGACAACGGCGGGCUGACCCGGGUGGAGAGCGCCAUUGCCAGCGUGGGCACGCUGGCACUGGAGCUGCACCACAUGGGCGGGAAGGUGGGCUCGCCCACCCACUCGGCCGCUCCAAGUCCGGUCAAGUCACGGGAGAGCUUCUUGUCCCCAGAGGGCAGGGAAUCGGCAGCGUUCCCUUUUCUCCUGCAUUCCUCUCCGAUCCAUUCCCCCUCAGGCCGCAGCUCCCUGGAGAUUGCCACCACCUCGGGCAUGGACCGCAACCACCUGAUGCCCCCAGCCGGGGAGGAGAGGGGCGGGCCCAGUGACAACGGCUUCCUUGUUCCCGCCGGCGCCCAGCGGGGCCGGCGCCCAUCCAUCAUGCCCGUCCUGGAGACCAUGUCCUCGGACCCCGAGGACGAGCAGCCAAGGGACGACAAGCCUCUGCAUGCCCAGAAGCAGGUGGACCUUGUUGAUACAGAAGAUGUGCAGCUGUGGGACGAGGAAGACCCUGACCAACUACUGGCCAGCAUGAGUGGAGUCCGAAUGUGGACCAAAGGGGAACCCCCCACUUUGCCUUACAUUGGCUACACCCCUGCCAUGUGCCACCUGCUUGCCAAACCAAAGAAGAUUUGCUGUCUGGAGCUCGACAAGCCCUGUGAGCAUUGCAGCUACAGGCAUGCCGCCGAGUACAACUGGCCCAACAACAACAUCAUCAUCGCUGCAGAGUACGCCGCGCCGGCUAUGGUCAAUUUUGUGGUACCCCUCAGGGCCCACUGGCGGCCCAAGCACACCCUCAAACCCAUCGUUAUACUCCUAGAGAAGAGACCAGAUACGGCUUUCUUGGACUGCAUCUUGUCAUUCCCAAUGGUCUACUACAUGAUCGGCACCAUCGAGAACUAUGAUGAUGUCUUAAGGGCAGGAAUCCUUCAAGCCGACACCGUUGUUGUUGUUGACAAAGAGAGUUCCAAACUUGCCGACGAGGACUACAUGGCUGACGCUAACCAAAUUGUUGCAGUGCAAACACUGUUCAAGUUGUUUCCCCAUGUGAGCAUCAUCACCGAGCUGACCCAUCCCUCUAACAUGCGCUUCAUGCAGUUCAGGGCCAAAGACGUCUACGCGCUCAAAAUGGCUGACAAACAAAAGAAAGAGAAGGCCAAAGGGUCCAACAUUGCCUAUAUGUUUAGAUUACCCUUCUCAGCUGGCAACGUCUUCAGUGCAAGUAUGCUGGAUACUCUUCUCUACCAGUCUUACGUUAAGAGCUACAUGAUCUCCUUCACACGGCUGCUCUUGGGCCUGGACCAGGCGCCGGGCUCUGGCUACCUUUGUGAACUGAGGAUCACGGCCGAGGACAUGUGGAUCAGGACCUACGGCCGCCUCUACCAGAAGCUUUGCUCCACCACCCAUGAGAUCCCCAUAGGGGUGUACCGAACCCACAGCCAGUCCGACAACAAAUCUGAGCUGUCGGUGACCAUCGAGGAUGACGACAACUCCUCCUUGGGCGUGUCGGAAGAGAGGAAGGAGAUUGCCAGCAUCAUCAGGAUGAAGAUGCAGAAGAUUGACCUCCCUGCUGAAGAAUAUGAUAGCGAAGUAAGUGACAAGCGGAACAAGUUGUCGUAUGUGCUGAUCAACCCGAGCUUUGAUUUGAAGCUGGAAAUGGACGACGUCAUCUUCAUCAUCAAGCCUGCCGGAGGCCCCAAGACGCCAUCCCCGAUGCCCCCGCGCCGAAAAUUCAGCAGCCGGCGGAAGCCCAAGAAGGCAGAGCCGCGAGCCGAGCCGCAAGGCAGCAAUGUGGACACCAAGCUAUAGCGCCCGGGAGGGGCGGGGUGAGUGUAACACAGGGGGAGGGUGCAAACAAUGCACGCUAACUGCCGCAGCAACAGAGAAUGAGAUGGGGGAAAGGAGAUUGCUCAGAGUUCUGAAAACAUUGGUGUUCCCUCUGGCGAAAUUGGAUUUUGCUGUCAGAAGUGGGUGUAAUCUUGACCAGGAUGACAGUUUGGAACCUUUGUACUUAAAGGGGUCACCCAGUUUAGGAGAAUUUGCUGCUCCUCGUUAUCAGACUGAAGAAUCGCAAGGUGACCCAGUAGCUUCAGGAGUGAGCUUUGCGACAGGAAAAGGGCCAAGUUCCACAGCCAAUAUGUGAUCAGCUUCAUUGAAAGAAAUUACUUUUCAUACCAGGAAAGGAAACAAAGUCUCCCUUCGGAGCAGAUUGGCGAAGAUGAUUCCUUCAAAGACAUAUUUGGGGGAUUGCAUCGGAUUACUGGAUAAAAUGGAUGUCCGCCCCUCACAACACAGAGGGGAGCUAUCGAAUCUUUUAAACGAGCCCUCUGUUGGCCUUUUAUGAACAUUUGCCCCCAAAAAUCCUAUCUUGGUAUCAGUUGAGGUAGAAGAGCUUUGGCGGUAGCUGUUUAAGCAUGGGCUGAAAAGAAGACUAAGAAUUUUCAGUAUUAGGUCACAUUGAAAAUGUACAUUGCGUGGUUUUUAUUUAUUUAUUGUGGGGCUGGCCCCGGAGGAAAUCGUAGAUCUUGCUUGUAAACUAGUCAGAGCAUUUAAAAUUAUAAAAGAAAACCAUCUUGUGAAAAAAGUGUAGUCACUAUAUAGUGUCUGAAAUUUCUUUCGUGGAAAGUGCCACCUGGACCUACGCAAACCCCAAUCUUGUCCAGUCCCGUGCAAUUUUCAUAAAAUCAAAUCAUUGAACGCACAUUAACACAAACUAAGUCACGGUCAUUAAGCAGUGUGACUCCAUAUUGUUUCUGUAGGAACACUUUGGUUUUUUUAAUUUAAAAUAAAUAUUGCAUUUUUUCCUUAUCUGUAAAUAUUUCAUGACCAGCAAAUGGUAAAGAAAAGAUGUUAACAAAGUUUAAAUUCAUUUUUGAAGUGCUCCAAGUGGUAUUAAUUUGUAUUUUAGAGGUUUUAUUACUUUCAAAACCAGGAUAGCAGCUGCUUUUCAGUAAUCACAAAGUUUUUCAUUUUAUAAACCCUUUCAUUGUACAUUAUCCUGAGUUUUGGACCCUUGCAGUUUUGUUGUCAGGACAGAAGGAAAGUUACAAGUUUCAAAUCAGACAUUGCACAAUGACGAGUCGUCACCUUGUCUUCUUGGAAGGUCGUUGUCAAAAUUGUUGGGAGUUAUUUAGAAAAAAGAGCUUUGUGCUGGAUUCAGUUAGCUCAACGUGCACCGUGUGGAGAGGAAAAAUUCAGUGUUUCACUGUGGUUGUAUGACCUUUGACCUUGCCAUGAGCCCAUUCAUGUAGAUUUACAUGUACUUCAUUCUGUGUUCAAUUGUAUUUGUUACACUGCGUUGUUUGUCACCCAAUUUUGAAAUUACAAAUUUAUUGGGUUUUUUGAGAGUGCAAUGUCAGAUUUUAAUUUGGCUUGUUUGUGCAGUAUGUGAUAUUGCUCAUUAUUCCGCUUUCCAUUUUUUUCUUUCAGUGGUGUUUCAAUGCAGUUAUACUUCAUUUCCAAAGUGAAAAUAUGCCACUUUCUGGCCCUCCAAGUUAAGGGGGGCCUGGACUUUAAUAUGCGUCAUUGCAAGGAAUUGCCAGUUUACAAAUGGAAAAUAUGCAUUUUCGUAAGUUUUGCCCAACACAUGCAGUUUUCCAUCUGUCGAAUCGUUAGAUGUGAUAAGGAUAGCUUCAGUCUUGGCUAAGGCAUGUGUGACACAAGUGUACAAGUCUCAGAUUUACUAGAAGUACUGUAUGUGUUUCCCAUGUAGAUGUUCUCUUGUACCGGUAGCUAAAUGUAUAUCUCUGGGAAAGUUCUCGGUGCAUUAUUGCAAACACAACAGGGCUUCAACCUCUCUUUCUGAAUGAGCUGUAAUACCUUUUGAAAUGUUCUUGCCUUGAAGAAAGCUCAAUCAUUUAACUUCUUGCUUAUUCAGCCUUGAAUUACUAGAUACAACUCAUCAACCAGACACAAGUAAGAUGUUUUACUUGGUUUGUACCCCAUCUUUGUGUAGGCGAUACCCCUGUGCAGUCUGCCAACUUGCUAUCCCAACCCUAUUUGUAUAAAUUUUUACUUGUAUAUAUAGAAAUCAUCCAUGGAAUACCAGUGGUGUACAAAUGCAAGUGAACCGGAUCUUGAACUUGGUACUUGAAAAUGGAGUACAAAAUAUCUGUAUGGAUCAUACUUGGAAUAGAGCCUUGUGUAUUAAACUAUUGUCAUCGGGCAGAACGGAGUCUUUGGAGAAAGGGGAUUGAUCUUUUCUGUCAAAAGCACCCACUGUUUCCCUUUGAUUCUGGUUUGCCACCCUAGAAAUCUCUGAGUUCGUAGAGUUGAGGUUUCUUAACACAGAAGUAGUCACACUGUUUGGAUAUGGUAACACAGAAGACCCGGGUUGUCCUGGAAAGUCACAUUUUUUCACCACACAGUUGUGGCUGUUGUAGAAUAUCCUGGUAUAUCUCUCCCAGUCCCUUCCAACUCGGUGGAAAUUUUUCCCUUUCCUUCAAAAAUCUAAUAUGGUCAGGUGAUGAUUGGUGCAUUUGUAACAUGUAAAAUAUUCAACGUAACUAUUCAGAAGUAAACCAUUAUGAUCAAAAUCAGGAAGUAUAUAACAAGUGCUUUACAUCAUUGGGUCAACUUUCUUUUUAUUAAAAAAGAAUAGACCUGACGACUGUCUUUCAGUCUCUAUUUUAGAAUUUAUUUUAUAAAAGCAUAAGCAUAUUGCAUAAUAAAAUUAGACAUAUGUAAAUGAAAUAUUUAUGGAAAGUUCCCCAACUUUUCAAACUAAUCUACAUGUAUAUCAUGGUUCAGUUUCUUUCAUAUUUUGGGAGGCAAUUAGUUGAUUUUGCUUUUUAAAUCUGUCAAAAGUGUAGCGAGAUACCUGUUCGUGAGCCAUGAAUCACCCCUUAACAUUUUGUUUUUGGUUGUCGUUAAUUCACAUGGAGGUGGCAGACCUUUUGUUGAACUAAAUCUUGCCCUCAUGUUUAAAUCAGACAUAUGCAUGGAUCCAGAUGUCGCUUUGUUAUGAAGUCAUAAUUUAAAGGAAUGAACAUAUGAUUUGUGAUGAUGACUUUAGAUAUUUUGUUUAGAUAUUUUGUUUAGUGCAAUGUAAAGGUAUUAUUAUUUUGACUUUUUAUAAAGCUUGUACUGUAAAACGUCUGAAUGGCUGGACACAUGGAGUGAAAUUUUGCUCUGGGGCCAAAAAAACCUUUUGCAAACUUUAACAAAGAAACUACAUGUACCUAUUAUUGUACAUAAUUACUUCAGAGUCUUGUAUCCUGAAUUGGACAUUUCUGUGAAGUGAAUGCUGCCCUCGUGCAGGGGCAUGGCGAUUUUUCUGGGCAUGGUUUGUGACAGGUGCUAUUUGUCAAAAAUGGGCGGGGUGUGGGAAAGAUCGUGUACCAUUCUGUGACACCUGAUACUAAUCGUAUUUAUUCAUGUCGCAUCUCAUGGGUUUGAAGGUUGUCCAUGAUAUUUUCUGCAGCGUUGGCCGACAGCUGAAUGUGGCUUGCUUGUGGCCCUUUGUAUAUAGCAAAUGUAACGCUAAAUGGACUUGAGUGCACUUUAUUAAUCAAUGAAUCAACGAUUGUGAGAACUUUAACAAAAAAGGGUUAUUUAAAUGAAAAGGCAGACACUGUGGAAAAUUUGACUCAUCUUUUGCAGUUAUUGUUCGAACAGGCUAUUUUUAAGGUACAUGAACCAUGAUGUAACCUGUUUUCAUUGAAUCAAUGUUGGCAGCAUAUCUGGCCUAGUUGUUAUUUUGGUCUGCCACGGUAAAAGAAAUUUGGUGAUGCAUUUGAGAUGCAUCUUGAAACAAGUUUUGAUGACUGUAACAUUUUCAGGAAAGAACCAGCAGUUGAUCUGAAUGUGAGGCUUAUUGGUAUGCUGGUGACUGUCUUAUUUAACCACUGCACAAGCCCCUGUGCCUGUGCAGACAGUAUUGGGAGAUUGAUUGGCACAUUCUUCAGUCACUGCACAUAGUGAUCAUGUGUUCAUGAAUAAUGAAUAUAAAUUUGGCAUGUUGUCAAGCUUGGUAAAGACAA